UAUUGCCCUAAACUCUAAACAAUUACCGUCUUUGCAACAUCUCCAACUCGACUGCCCAUCCUCGGAAACAACAAAAUUGUCCAACGGCCUUGGGAAAUACGAGAGCAGAGAAAGGUACAAGCCAUGUCUCGCAGCACAUUCCAACGAUCGUCUGCAGAGAGCGGGGGCCACGCCACCGCAGUGGAAUAUGCCCGACUUGCAUUCCGAUGCCGCCUAAUGGAAGCCGUAGAAGCGCGUAUAAAGGCCUAGUUAAUCUUAAAGUGCAAGACAUUUUGCGUUCCGACCCUUGGGAGAUUGUCCCAAACGGCGGGAUGUUUUCGGCCCAAGUGCUGUGCCUCCAACGGCCAUGAUCACUUCGCUACCCGGUGCGAGAAUAACCUUCACCAAAAAGGAUGACGAUGCCCAGGCUUAAUUCGGCAUCGUGGCGAAGAAACGAUCGGCACAGCUCUAUUUCGGCUCCAAGAACCCUGAAGCUUAGCAGACCUCGUAUUCAUCUCGCCGCCAGCUACACUAGGCGCUCUGCGAUGCGACGCUGCAUCUUCCACCUGACCUCCAUGUCUCUUCACUACACCGUUCAAGCACCCUUACACCCUUACUUCUCUGGGACCUUCUGCUGCCUUCGCCUUGUCGAUCAUGGCCUCUUCCGUCGCUUGACCGGUAGCCCUGUCGGAAUGUUGUCUCGUAUUUUGUACCUUUAGCGUUGAACCCUUGUCUGAGAGGCACGUCUGAAAGCCUAUUGUGCAGCCUCAAUGGCCUUGUUCCUCGCUGCAUCAGGACUAGUUGUGUCCCAGGUCUCAGUCCACGAGGGCCAAAGGGCUGUCGAUGCUGCCUCGGACUGGUAUGACGUUGGCCUUUGUUGAACCCUUCUGUCCGUCUUCGUACACGAGCUUCAUCCUGGAUCCCCAAGUCUCUGCAUUAUAUAAAGCCCAUCUCCCCGGCGCUCUUCGAUGCACUUUUUUUUUAUCAUCAUCAGCAUCUUCAACUCUUACAGACUCUUCUACAAUACUCUACUCUACUCUACUUCUAUUUCAAUUUCUUUGAAAACCACCUCUCCAACAAACUUCAAAAUGUUCUCCAACGUCGCUAUCCUUGCUACCGCCGCCGCCCUUGUCGGCUCCGUCUCCGCUGUCGGCAGCGCCCGCGUCCAAAACAACUGUGGCUACGAAGUUACUCUCUGGUCUGUCGGCUCGGAAAUCUCCAACGCCUUCACCAUCCCCGCCGGCGGUAAUGCUUACGCCGAACCCUUCACCCGCGACGCCAAGACUGGCGGCCGCACGAUCAAGGUCACUCGCGAGCGCGAUGGCCUCUUCACCCAAAAGCCCCAGACCAACUUUGCAUACUCUCUCGACGGUGCUGCGGUCUGGUACGAUCUGAGCGAUGUCUUUGGCGACCCCUUCAAGGGCUGCAAGAUCACCGUCACAAGCGCAGACAAGAACUGCCCAUCCAUCACAUGGCAGGACGGCAUCCCUCCAGCAGGAUCGCAAGUCAAGACUUGCGGUUCAAACAACGACGUCACUCUCACCCUCUGCGCCGCAUAAACGCCUCUCUCUCAUCAAAACACCCUUUUCACGACCACUCAUCUACACCUCUCGCAUCUUCCUGUACAUUUGGCUAAAUAGCCGACAAGGGGAAACAAAACCCCGGUGUUACUUUUUACGAUUCAACCACAUAGAUUGCUUUACUCGGUCGUCUUUAGAAUAUCAUUUCAUGCUUAGCGCGUUUUGAUUUGAAUUAAUGCAUACAAUUUGCCCUCAUAAA
Molecule: messenger RNA, 1758 nt
Organism: [Torrubiella] hemipterigena
Lineage: Eukaryota; Fungi; Ascomycota; Sordariomycetes; Hypocreales; Clavicipitaceae
Source: the annotation of a GenBank genome assembly